Messenger RNA from Centruroides sculpturatus (bark scorpion), 715 nucleotides. RefSeq names its product proclotting enzyme-like. The transcript is spliced from 2 exons. Bases 169 to 525 code for a protein of 118 amino acids. NCBI's taxonomy places the organism in Eukaryota, Metazoa, Arthropoda, Arachnida, Scorpiones, Buthidae. The record is from RefSeq and is a predicted model, not a curated record.
UGAAAGUGAAAUACUGAACCCAUCUUGGGUGCCCUGGCCACUAGAGAGGAAGUCGUGCGGGUCUCUGAACAGUUGGACUUGUUGGUGAAUCCCAGGCAGCUCAUUGUACAGCUAUUAAAGAUACUAAGGAUUCCUUGAUGAGGGUCAGUCGUGGACAUCCUUUCCACAAUGCUGAUUCUUUUCUCCUUCUCUCAGUCGGCCAUUUAUAACACCAAAUAUAGCCGAACCCGCGGAUUCUACCGCGGCGAUGCUCUAGUGUCUGAUCGACGCUACAGCGCCGCCGCUCACUGCGUAACGGAAAGACUAGGUAAAUUAGGGAACGCAUCCAGUCUGACCGUUCGGUUGGGUAAACACAUGUUGAACGACGACUCGGACAGAGCCAACCCGGUCGAAUUUCGAAUAAGAGUGGUUAGGAGUCACACCGAUUUAAUGCGAAGAAUGUUCAAGAACAACAUCGCCAUUCUGGUUCUAAAAGGGACGGUCACGAAUUCUUUAGAAUCAUUUGUCUUCACCACUGUCAGCUGAGGAACGAAGUUCUGGCAGGAAGCUUUGUGCAGGACCUACUAUAGGGUAAGUGAUACAAAAGUUUUAUUUUUAUUUUUGUUGUUUUACAAUUUCCUGUGGUGUAUAUGCCAACCAGUGGCGUGCCAUCAUUGGAAGUGGUGGAAGCGCCACUUCCCUUGUAUUUUUUAAAAAAUAAAUACAUAUUGUGCGA